Magnolia sinica is the source of this 2474-nucleotide messenger RNA. Its product is annotated as WD repeat-containing protein 26 homolog. The transcript is spliced from 5 exons. Gene Ontology annotation, molecular function: protein binding. The record is from RefSeq and is a predicted model, not a curated record. Lineage: Eukaryota; Viridiplantae; Streptophyta; Magnoliopsida; Magnoliales; Magnoliaceae. Bases 482 to 2230 code for a protein of 582 amino acids.
ACAUUCAACAAGAAAAAGGAGUAUAAAGAUCAAGCGAUCAGGGCCAUCCCUCUGGGAUAUAUUUACACCAUCUCAUAAUGCACAGAGGGCAUCAUCGGAUUAACGAUCCAGAUAAAGAAAGGUUGGCCACACAUGUACGGAACUGGGUGGUGUGUGCUGCUGGCAUCCCUGGGUGGUUACCUCCACAGCAAGAUAUCUGUCUCCUUUCCAUGAGAUAGCUGCAAAACAAGAAUCCCAUCUCUCAUUUGGGGAAAAGAGGGGCCAAACCUCUGCUUAGGGGCUUUGAAUCUCUUCCAUGCAAAACCAAACCCACUAGCAAAUAUAUUAGUACAUAGAGUCAGAGAAAAGAGAAAAAAGCCUUUUGAGGGAAAGGUUGAUUUAAUUCUAAUCUGUUGGGGUAUCCGUGAUAAAGUUUCUGCUACUUUGCUGGAGUUUUCACUAUUGGUGUGUUAAUUAUAUAUGGGCUGAAUUUGGGCAUUUCAUGGGAGGUGUAGAUGAUGAUGAACCACCCUUGAAACGCGUGAAAGCAUCCUCAGGAGAAUUGAGGUGCCACUUAAACGACCUGUCUCUUACAGAGCCCGUUGGCUCUCUAGGAGACAUAAUGGCCAGACCCCUACCUUCCCAAGGGAACGAAGAGAUGGUUGGUUCUAAAGGAGUUAUCAAAAGGGUGGAAUUUGUUCGGAUCAUAACCAAGGCCCUUUACUCUCUCGGUUAUGACAAAAGCGGUGCGCUUCUUGAAGAAGAGUCUGGGAUACCUUUACAUUCUUCUGUUGUUAAUUCAUUUAGGAAGCAGGUGCUUGAUGGGAAUUGGGAUGACAGCUUGGCCACAUUGAAAAAAAUUGGUCUGCCUGAUGAAAAUGUUCUGAAGUCGGCAUCUUUCUUGAUUUUGGAGCGGAAGUUUUUCGAACUUUUAGGAAAGGAAAGAGUCAUGGAUGCACUGAAGACAUUGAGGUCGGAGAUUUCUCCACUUGGCAUAAACGAAAAGCGAGUCCACAACCUUUCUGGCUGCAUUGUAUCUCCUUCUCAGUGCAUGCUGCUUGGUUUUGCAACUUGUGAGAUUGUGACUGCAAGCUCAAGAUUGAAGCUUCUAGAGGAAUUGCAAAAACUUUUUCCUCCAACAAUUAUGGUACCUGAAAGAAGGUUGGAGCAUUUGGUCGAACAGGCUCUCAAUGUACAACGGGAAGCUUGUUUCUUUCACAACUCUUUGGAUAGCACGCUGUCAUUAUACUCAGAUCAUCAAUGUGGACGAGACCAGAUUCCUUCUCAUACUCUACAGGUACUGCAAGCACACCUUGAUGAAGUAUGGUUUUUGCAGUUCUCAAAUAAUGGGAAAUAUUUAGCUUCAUCAUCUAAUGACUACUCUGCAAUUAUAUGGGAGGUUAAUGAGGAUGGGAGAGUGUCAUUGCGGUACACACUAACUGGUCAUCAAAAACCUGUCUUGACCCUAUCAUGGAGUCCUGAUGAUCGUCAGCUUCUCACUUGUGGUGCGGAGGAGGCUGUUAGACGCUGGGAUGUUUGCUCAGGAGCAUGCCUACAUGUUUACGAGAAAGCCGGUCUGGGACUGAUUUCCUGCGGCUGGUUCCCUGAUGGGAAACGGAUAUUUUCUGGUGUGACGGACAAGAGCAUUUGCAUGUGGGAUUUGGAUGGAAAAGAGCUGGAAUGUUGGAAAGGGCAGCGCACACUUAAGACCUCAGACAUGGCCAUUACAGCUGAUGGGAAGCGGAUUAUAAGCAUGAGUAGGGAAACUGCAAUUUUGUUGCUGGAUAGGGAAGAGAAAAUUGACAGGCAGAUAGAAGAGGAGCACACCAUCACUUCAUUUUCUUUAUCAAGAGAUGAUAAAUAUUUGCUGGUGAACCUUAUCAACCAAGAGAUCCAUUUAUGGAGUAUAGCUGGUGAUUUAAAACUUGUCGGCAGGUAUAAAGGUCACAAGCGGACUCGAUUCGUAAUUAGGUCUUGUUUCGGGGGAUUUGAGCAAGCUUUCAUUGCCAGUGGUAGUGAGGAUUCACAGGUUUACAUAUGGCACAGAGGGACAGGCGAUCUCAUACAAGCAUUGCCUGGGCAUUCCGGCGCUGUUAACUGUGUUAGCUGGAAUCCGACAAACCCACACAUGUUGGCAUCAGCCAGUGACGAUCGUACAAUCCGUAUAUGGGGAUUAAAUAGGCCGAAUCUGAAGCGGAAGGACAAUUAUAGCAAUGGUGUGGUCCACCAUUGCAAUGGAGGUACCAAAUGAUGAAAGACACACAGCAGUCAGGUAUAUGUUCUCUCACUCAGUCCUCCUCCGAUGUAAAUUCUUUUCCCUUUUCUUCUUGGCGCAUACAGCAAACAAACGUGUAAAUCAAAUGCUCACUAUCCGCCAAUAAAACUGUCUACUGUGACCAUUUUUUUACAAUUUAUUUCCUUAAUUGAAGUUGUUUAGAGAAUUGGCUGUUCAGAACUUUUACUUGCACAUUCUUAGUAGAUUAUGUGUUUGUGUG